CCUUACUUAGACGACAGGAAAAACAUGAAGUAUCACAGCACUGUCUAAGUAUAGGUUUAAAAUUAUACCGCAUCCAGCUCGUAUUUAAUCAUCCAGUCUAGUUGAACGUUUUAUUCAAAAACCAUCCUAAUGAAGAUGAGGACAAGUCGUCAAGAGGAAACUCCAGAUGACUUCUGGAUCCCAAUCCCCCUGGAAACCGACAACAUCACAGCCCUCAGCCCGUACCUAGUCCCCCAGGACCAUUUAGGGAGCCUGGGGCUUUUUUAUUCAAUGUCAGCAUUAAUGUUCUUCUUGUUUGUGGCCGGCACAGCCAUCAAUGUCCUCACAAUCGCAUGUACUAUUCAAUACAAGAAGCUCCGCUCCCAUCUGAACUACAUCCUGGUCAACAUGGCUGUGGCGAACCUCAUCGUCUCGUCCGUGGGCUCUUUUACCUGCUUCUACUGUUUUGCCUUCCGAUACAUGGCUCUUGGUCCUCUCGGCUGCAAGAUCGAAGGAUUUACGGCGACUAUUGGUGGCAUGGUCAGCCUUUGGUCUCUUGCGGUGAUUGCAUUUGAAAGAUGGCUGGUUAUCUGCAAGCCACUCGGCAACUUUGCCUUCAAGUCAGAGCAUGCUUUGUUCUUCUGUGCACUUACCUGGUUCUUUGCUUUGUGCGCUGCAGUUCCUCCACUAGUGGGAUGGAGUAGGUAUAUCCCUGAGGGAAUGCAGUGUUCAUGUGGACCAGACUGGUACACGACGGGCAACAAGUACAACAACGAAUCAUUUGUGCUGUUCCUCUUCUGCUUCUGCUUUUCCGUCCCUUUCACUUGCAUCGUCUUCUGCUACUCACAGCUGCUCUUCACGCUGAAAUCAGCGGCAAAGGCCCAGGCAGAGUCUGCCUCCACCCAGAAGGCAGAGAAAGAGGUGACCAGGAUGGUGGUCGUCAUGGUGCUGGGCUUCCUGGUGUGCUACCUGCCAUACGCCUCCUUUGCGCUUUGGGUCAUAAACCAUCGUGGACAGACGUUUGACCUGAGACUUGCUACCAUACCGUCCUGUGUCUCAAAAGCCUCCACGGUCUACAAUCCUGUCAUCUACGUUCUCCUCAAUAAGCAGUUCCGCUCUUGCAUGAGGAAGACGCUGGGGAUGAGUGGAGGCGACGAGGAGGAGUCGUCUGCAACUCAGUCGGUCACCGAAGUCUCAAAAGUUGGACCCUCUUAAGUUCUUGGCCUGUCUUGAUUUGGAUGACAUGGGAAUGACCAACAUUGACGUGUUUUUACUGUGGUUGUAUCUUAGGGUUUUCAAAGAAACAUGUAUAUAAAAAAAAAAACCAUAAAAAAAACAGACAAAAAAAGAGAAAAAGAUUCAUCUGAUGAAGCUGAUAUUUUUCUGUGCAUUUUACCAUGGACAUAAAGCAAAAACACAUUCUAGAAUUGCAUUCUGAUGUGAAAACAUGGGGAUUGCUUUUCUUCCAAAAAAAAAAUGACUGAGGUCUCUGAAAACCCAUAAACUACAAAAUAAAUGCAUGUAGCACAUCUGCCGUGUGUGUGGAUAAGUUGUUCUACAUGCCAUGACUUGUAAGUAUUUACUUGUAUAUAUGUAGCAACAGAAUUAAUAAAGAGAAGCUCAU
Messenger RNA from Gambusia affinis (western mosquitofish), 1603 nucleotides. Its product is annotated as blue-sensitive opsin. Gene Ontology annotation, cellular component: photoreceptor outer segment; membrane. The transcript is spliced from 5 exons. Bases 130 to 1194 code for a protein of 354 amino acids. Gene Ontology annotation, molecular function: G protein-coupled receptor activity. The record is from RefSeq and is a predicted model, not a curated record. Lineage: Eukaryota; Metazoa; Chordata; Actinopteri; Cyprinodontiformes; Poeciliidae. Gene Ontology annotation, biological process: phototransduction; G protein-coupled receptor signaling pathway; visual perception.